Molecule: messenger RNA, 915 nt
Organism: Mya arenaria
Lineage: Eukaryota; Metazoa; Mollusca; Bivalvia; Myida; Myidae
Exons: 7
Coding region: 1-915 (304 amino acids)
Molecular function (GO): metallopeptidase activity
Source: RefSeq, a predicted model, not a curated record
AUGACGUCAACGUUAUCGACUGAGCUGGACUCCGUGGGGACGCCGCCUCCUGUAGCGCUCACUGCACAUGAGGGUCUCGAGGGGAGCAUAACGAGGGCGCCCCCUGUCGGACUGCAACGUCUUGCGCGCUUGUCCCUUAACUCCCGCUGGGUGAACCUGACGCAUAUUUCCCAUAUGGACCCUGGCGACAUUAACAUUCGGGUGGAUGCAACGACCGCCGUGUCGAAAGCCGCGCUUGAUACGGCCACAAAGAUAAUACACCUUAUGACCAUGAGUAUGCCGCCGCCUAUAUUCACUCGCCUUGCGACCGGUCCCGUCACCGUCGGCGUGUUCACGGCCGCUGAGACGCUGACGGUGUAUCCAUCCUACUACCCCAACUCCAACCCGCCGGAAUGCUGUCAAGAGGACUAUAACUGUUGUGGGGGCAGCUGUGCCCGCUCAUGCACGUUUGACGGACGGAAGUGGAUCAAUGUGGCGGGCGCGGGUGGUCAGCGAACGGCGGUACUUGACGUCAAUGUACUGUGCACUGCCGCGGAUCCGUACCGGGGUUCACUUAACGUACUCGUGCACGAGUUUGCGCACACUGUGCACGAGUACGGCUUGGAUACAGGCAUGAAGAAAAGGCUGUUGUCAGCUUAUACAGCCGUCAGAAAUCGUCGGCUCUGGAACGACACGUACGCGAUGGCAAACGCCAUGGAGUAUUUCGCCGUCGGCACCUCCGUUUUCUUCAACUCCGACCAUCGGAUAGAGAACUUAAACGGACCUCACAUAAGAUGCGUUUCAACGUCCUGUAGCACGGGGAACGCAGGAAAGGCACUACUCCGCAACCGUGACGUCACACUGUAUGACAUCAUCAACGAGGUGUUCGCAGAUAACAAUAGCAACGAUAUCAACAUUGGAACCUGCACCAAAUAG